Molecule: messenger RNA, 1540 nt
Organism: Erigeron canadensis
Lineage: Eukaryota; Viridiplantae; Streptophyta; Magnoliopsida; Asterales; Asteraceae
Product: (S)-8-oxocitronellyl enol synthase ISY1-like
Exons: 3
Coding region: 213-1382 (389 amino acids)
Source: RefSeq, a predicted model, not a curated record
UGUGUCUUGGUAUAUUUUCCUCCAACCUUUUGGCAUCAAUCAAAACCAAAUUUCAUAACUCAGUCGUACGGCAACCAACACUAUCCUACAUUCUUCCAAGGAAAAAAACAAAUCAGCAUCUCAAGAAUUUGGAGUUAAUUAACCAAUUUGGUGAUCUUUAUAAAACAGUAGUAUACUAGCCGGCCUAAUUAGACAUCCAUUUUCUUCAAACCAUGGACUGGACGUGGGCUAGAUCAGUUGGAGCUACUAAGAAAAAGCUGGAUGCAGAGGAUGUACGGUCCGAAUACAAGAGUGUUGCACUAGUCAUUGGUGUGACCGGGAUCGUGGGCAACAGCCUUGCUGAAAUACUCCCACUCUCAGACACACCUGGUGGUCCAUGGAAGGUGUACGGUGUCGCUCGGCGUCCUCGUCCCGAAUGGAACAAUGACCACCCUGUGGAAUACAUCCGGUGUGAUAUCUCAGAUCCUCAAGACACCCUCGCUAAACUAGGCAGCCUUAAAGAUGUGACACACAUUUUCUAUGUUAGUUGGGCCAGCAGGCCCACAGAGCUAGAAAACUGUGAAGUCAAUGGAAAAAUGUUGAAGAAUGUUCUAGAUGCAGUGAUUCCUAAUUCCCCCAGCUUGCAACACGUGUCGUUGCAAACUGGGAGGAAACAUUACAUAGGUCCUUUUGAAUCUGCCUUUAAGGUAGCUCAUGAUCCGCCUUACGAUGAAGAUAUGCCUAGACUUGACUGCCCAAAUUUUUAUUAUGCACAAGAAGACGUUUUAUUCGAGUCGGUUAAAAAAAGAAAAGGAUUAACUUGGUCUGUUCAUAGACCCGGAAUAAUCUUUGGUUUUUCGCCGUCUAGUAUGAUGAAUUUAAUUGGUGCGUUAUGUGUUUACGCGACUAUUUGUAAACACGAAGGGGUGCCAUUUAUGUUUCCAGGAGUUAAAGAGGCUUGGGAUCGGUAUUCAGAUGCCUCGGAUGCUGAUUUCAUAGCAGAACAACAUAUUUGGGCCGCGGUCGAGCCUAAUGCCAAAAAUGAAGCGUUUAACACGAGCAACGGUGACGUGUUUAAGUGGAAGCAUUUUUGGGGAGUGUUGGCUGAGGAGUUUGGGGUCGAGAAUGGCGGGUUUGAUGAAAAUUGGAGGGACAAGAGUAUGGUUGAGAGGAUGAAGGAUAAAGGGAGUGUUUGGGAUGAAAUUGUGAAAGAAAAGGGAUUGGUGCCUACUAAAUUGGAAGAUGUUGCACAAUGGUGGUUUGUGGAUGAUAUUCUGGGAACUGAGAAUUUUUUGGAUACCAUGAACAAGAGCAAAGAACAUGGGUUUUUGGGCUUUAGGAAUUCUAAGAAGUCUAUGGUUCAUUGGGUUGAAAAGAUGAGAGCCUACAAGAUUGUUCCUUAAUUAAGAUCAUGGCAAUAAUUUGUUUGGAUUAUGUGUGUUCCUGUUUAAUGAUUUAAUGUUUGGUGUCCUUUUAUUAAAACAUGUUUAGAUUAUAUGUGAUAUGAUCUUGUGUGUGUAAGAAGUAUGAAUAAAGUGGUUUGAUUAGUGGAUUUCUAUUA